Messenger RNA from Macrosteles quadrilineatus (aster leafhopper), 1776 nucleotides. RefSeq names its product KICSTOR subunit 2-like. The transcript is spliced from 9 exons. The coding region runs from base 404 to 1657 and encodes 417 amino acids. Gene Ontology annotation, biological process: cellular response to amino acid starvation; negative regulation of TORC1 signaling; protein localization to lysosome. Gene Ontology annotation, cellular component: KICSTOR complex. The record is from RefSeq and is a predicted model, not a curated record. Lineage: Eukaryota; Metazoa; Arthropoda; Insecta; Hemiptera; Cicadellidae.
UAUCUUAUCAUAAUUUCAAUGGAUAUUUUUGGUUAUUUAAACGCGACGCUGUUUGUAUAUGAUUGAUACCUAUAUUUGUAUGAAUUUUAGGAAUUAUAACGCAAAGACAUAUUCAGUUAAACAAUAGGCCUAAUAUUUUCAUUCUAGGCAAAGCUAAGCAACAAAACAAACUCUGUAAAAAUGUGUACAAUUUGCCAGCCUUGGACUUUGACUUUGUAGCUAUGGUACCGAAAUGUUUACACACUUCAAAAUGGGUUUUGUGUACAGUUAGUAGUUAAAAUCAAUAUGAAAAGUGCCCUUAUGAAUACGCCGACAAUUUAUUUAAAAUUUAUCAUCUUCAUUUGGCUGUAAAAAUCAUCUAAACUUAAGAUCACUAAGUUAGGCUUUUACUAGGCCUACCAUAAUGGAGCUGGAGUAUCGAGAGGAUGCGUUACAACAGAUUUUUACUCAUAUAUCUCAACUCAGCCUUGACAAAGGCCUGGAGCAAGUUGAGAAACUACGAGACUCUACACAACCUGGAUCUUUUAAACUGCUUCUUAACCAAAUACCAACCAUGAUUGCAGCAGAACGUUCUUACGUCAACCUAGGCUUUGUUACCACAAAAAAUAAGAUAUUUUCAAGGAAAGAUAACUCGAUUCGCUCUAUGCUAGAAAGUUUGAGAGGAGAACUAGUAAAAAUCGAGGAGUCAAGUUCAGAAGAGCGCACUAGUGUCGUCACCUCCCAGAUCAUCCUGUAUAUAACUGCUCGUAUACAGCUGAUAGAUGUGUAUGAGAAGAUGUAUGCUAUGAGCGUGAGCAGUAGGCUGAUGAAGUAUGAAGACUUGUUGUUGUUGGUGGAGAAGGUUGUGGAUACGUUUGCUCUCUCACACGACGCUCUUACACCUAUGAAAACUGCAGUCAGUCUUGAAUGUGAAAUAUUAAUGUUAUUACUGAAAGCCCAAAUUGACAUCCAGAAUUGGAGGUUUCUGUCAACCCUCCUUAACCUGCAUGGAGCAAACUCAAGGAUUGUCGCUUGGGAGAAAAUUCUACAAAGUAAAGAGUCGUGGAAGCUCGGGUUUGGACCGUCGUUUCUCAAGGUCAACCCUCUCCCACCUCUUGUUCAGUGGCUGGUCAAGCUCAAAGUGGCGACGGUUAACAAGUUCUCCCUCUACUUCCACCACACCCUGAUGCAGCAAACCUCACCAGCUGACUUCAAGACUGUCUGUCGGAACCACAACAUCGACACUUACCAGAGGCUACAGAACAUCCAACGCCGGUAUGAUGCAAUUACUGCGAUGUUGCUGUUUGACACAACCGGUGCUACGGACUACGGCCCGGCGUAUCAACUCCCCUCCACUAUGGAGUCUGGCCCUGUCGACCCUUACGUCAUUAUGGUCUACUGUCCAAAGAAACUAGUAGAGCAGUUACCAACCAUCAGUAAGGCUAUCAGUGAGCGAUCUUCGGAGCUGGCGUCUCUAGACCGUGUUGUCUGUUGCUACAGCACUAAGGACCUUUGCUCAUAUUUCAUGACCAGUCUGGACCCUCGAGUCACUAUGGUGUUCGUGUUUGACUCCAAAAAAGAUGAGAAGGAAACGUCACUUUGUAAAUACAUUAUGGAGCUCACUGUCCAGCUUCGAACCAGCAACCAGAUAUUCUCCAAAUUAAAACUGAACAAUUAAUAAGUGUAUAACUAAUUGUAAAUGGUUAAUAAUUUUAUUGUAAUACAGAAUAGACUAUAUUUUUGAUCAUCCAUGUAUAUGUAUAAAAUGGUUUUUAAAUAAAAUAUAAGUUUUGCUCA